Messenger RNA from Rana temporaria (common frog), 2267 nucleotides. RefSeq lists its product as uncharacterized. The record is from RefSeq and is a predicted model, not a curated record. The transcript is spliced from 2 exons. Lineage: Eukaryota; Metazoa; Chordata; Amphibia; Anura; Ranidae. The coding region runs from base 291 to 1751 and encodes 486 amino acids.
AUAGACAAGUUCGUAGCUGCAAUGCAAUGGAGGCGGAGGACAGCAUGACAGGGUGUAGGGAACUUAGGUGUAGAAAGGGUUAAAGUUAGAGGGGGUGGUUAAUAGGAUCCUAGAAAUUAACUAUUGGAGGAGGUGAGGAGAGGGGGAGGAGAGUUCAGUGAGCUAGGUGAUGCUGGAGGAGGGGCAGCAUCAGUCCGGGGGAAGAAGCAAGGAGAGAAGUCCUGCAGCCUGUCUGUGUAUCGGGUCAGCGCUCUGGGUCAUCUGUGGAAAAGGCAAGGAAGGGAAGAAAAAUGUCAGAGGUAGCCGGGUUGUUAGCGCAGCUUCAAGCUGUUGCGGAGGUCCACGGCGCGGACUGGCUGCAAAGCCAGAUCACCGCCACUCUGCGGGGGGUGCAGCAGGCCCCGGUCGGGUCUAGGCCUGCUUCAACGCGCGCGAGGCGGUCGAUACCGCCGGAGCGCUUUAGCCCAGAUAAUACCCCCAGGUCACAGCGUCGGGUGCGGAGUCCCAGUAGGCCCCCGUCGGGCCCCCCCGCCAAGCAAUCUCAGUCUGCCACUGCACGGGCGGGGGGCGGGGGGGCGGGAAGCGCGCAGCGCGGGGGAGCCUCUCGGGUGCCCAGGCCUACCUCCCCUGUGUUGGUGCAGGCCCAGAUUCACAUGGCUGUCCCCGGUGGCGAUGUUCCGGUCGGGGGGGCGGCCCGGCGUGGGAAGGACCCUCAGACAGGCGCCGGCCUAGCUCGGUCCACAGGCGGCGGCCUCGCACGCGGUGGGGAUGCGUUCAGGGAUGCAGAUGGAGCGACACCAGGCCAGUCACGUCAGUCGGGAGGUCCCGCCUCCAGGCACCGUUCGGAGUCUGGGAGGGUUGACCGGAGGGGCAGUGGUGCUCAGGCUGCAGCCGCAGUGCUGAGGGAUGAUCUGAUUGAAGAGUUCAGCAGCGAUGGAGACGAGAGCCCUCGGGGGGUGGUGGCUCCCAUACCUGUCACAACGCCAGCUGUGUCCAGAGGUCGGGGAAGGAGUGAGGAGGUUCGUCAACGACCACACGGGCAGGCGGCGACCGGUUCCAGCAGCAGUGAAGAGGGGGAGCUGCCGGAGGACCCCGCGGAGGAUGGACGUUAUGGGAACCUGUCGGCUGGAGGACCUUCACGGCCGCGCCGAACCGAUCCCCAAGGUUGUCUGAUUUGGAUCCUAGGACAUUCAUUUGUGUUUUGGGGGGCAAGAAGGGCGGAUGUCAAGCCUGGGGGGAGACAGCUGGGGGUGCCCAGGGAGGAAGGAAGGGUACGAUGGAUAGGGAUUAGGGGUCUCAUGUGGCAGAAGGUGUUACCCGAGGUUCACAGGGGGGCUAGCUUAGACAGGGCCCCGGACAUUUUGGUGAUACAUGCGGGGGGGAAUGAUUUGAGCGUCCGGCCGAUGCGCCAGGUGAUCAAAGACAUACAAUGGGAUAUACGCCGACUGCGGGCCUCUUUCCCUGACCUGAUCAUUGUUUGGUCAGAUAUUGUGGCUCGCAUGGCCUGGAGGGAGGCCAGGUCAUUGGAGCGUUUGGAUAAGGCCCGGAUAAAGGUGAACAGAGAAGUGGGCAGGUUUGUGGUGCAGCAAGGUGGGAUAGCGGUUCGCCAUUCAGAUUUAGAAGUUGAGACUUGGAGGUACCUGAGGGGGGACGGGGUUCAUCUCAACCCGAUCGGGAUCGAUCUUUGGGCUCUGGGAUUGGAGGAGGGCGUUAGGAGGGCUUUCCUGGUGUGGCGGCGGGCCCAAGUGUGAGGUGGUCCCACUUGUGCCGCGGUGGCGGUGGGUUCCCCUGCCGUUUGGUAGAAAUAGACGGUGGUUAGGUAAAAACGGUGGGGGGGCAUAGUUACAGGGAUGGUGUCUGCCUUGGUGGUCUGGUGUCAGUCUGGACCACCAGGGGAGAAGUGGGUGGGUCUGUGGUCAGCUAGGUCUUCGAGUCGGUAGUCGCGACUGGGGACAUGUCGUUAGCUAAGAGGGUACCACAGGCCCAAAAGAGUGAUCAGGGGUUGUCAGGGGGACUGACAACCAAGGUAUGGUUAAAAGGUUUAACAAUUGAGGAAUAGGUUAAAUAUUUAAAGUUGGGUGAUAUAUAUAUGUAUAUGAUGGUGUAUAUAUAUAUAUAUAUACAGUUUUUUGUAUUUGUUAAUAAAGGCCUACCAGGCCAUUUUAAAUCCAGCAGGUGUCAGUGUGAUUAUUGGGAAAGGUUUAAUGUUAAGGGGUAUAUGCUUGUAUUGGUUGGUGCGGUAAGUUAUCCGGCUGCCCUAGUCAUGC